AUGACAUCAAGUCGUUAUGAAAUUGAUGAUGAAAUAUAUAUAACUAAUCUAUUAACAAAUGAAGAUAUUCCUUCAUUUGUUAAAUAUCUUAAUAAUCCAACAAUAUAUACUAAUACACUGAAAAUACCAUAUCCAUAUUCAACAAAUGAUGGUGAAGAUUUUAUUAAAUUUCUCAAAUCGGAAUCAUUAAAUUCAACACGUUUUUUUACUAUUCGUUUACAGGCUAAUAAUGAAUUAAUAGGUGCAUGUGGUUUACAUCGUUCGGUUAAAAAUGAAAGGAGAACAGAAAUUGGAUAUUGGUUAGGUGAACCAUAUUGGCAUCGUGGUUUAAUGCCUAAAGUUAUAAAAAAAGUAAUUGAAAUAGGAAAAAAUGAAUGGAAAAAUUUAGUUCGAAUUGAAGCACAAAUAUUUCAUUGGAAUAAAGCAUCAAUGCGAGUUGUAGAAAAAUGUGGUUUUACAUUUGAAGGAAUAUUACGUAAACGUGUGCAUAAAAAUGGGCAAGAUAUUGAUGUACAUUCAUAUGCAUUGAUUCUUGAAUAA
This is a messenger RNA of Rotaria sordida, 540 nucleotides long. The record is from the annotation of a GenBank genome assembly. Lineage: Eukaryota; Metazoa; Rotifera; Eurotatoria; Philodinida; Philodinidae.